Messenger RNA from Scutellospora calospora, 729 nucleotides. Lineage: Eukaryota; Fungi; Glomeromycota; Glomeromycetes; Diversisporales; Gigasporaceae. The record is from the annotation of a GenBank genome assembly.
UUAUACACCAAAUUUAGUAUCUAAAGAACGACUUUGUCAGACUAUUGACAUAUUAUUAUCCAUGCAAAAUUCUGAUGGUGGGUUUGCGAGUUAUGAGCGUAUUAGAGGUUCAAAAUUUAUGGAAUGGUUAAAUUCUGCGGAACUUUUUGGAAAUGUAAUGAUUGAAUAUAAUUAUCCAGAAUGUACAUCUAGUGUUCUAAAUGCUUUAAAUACUUUCCAAAAAUGGUAUCCGGAUUAUAGGGCUACUGAAAUAGAACAAGUUACUAAAGAAGCAAUUCAAUACCUAUAUAAUUCUCAAGCUAAAAAUGGAGGUUGGUAUGGUUCUUGGGCUAUUUGUUUCACAUAUGCUACCAUGUUUGUUAUACAAUGUCUAAAAAAUUAUGGAGAAACAUAUGAAAAUAGUCAGGUAGUUAAAAAAGGAUGUGACUUUUUAAUUUCUAAACAAAACGAGGACGGUGGUUGGGGUGAAUCCUAUAAAUCAUGUGAUGCAGAAACUUAUAUAUAUCACAAAAAUUCACAAGUUGUGAAUACAGCUUAUGCAUUGCUUGCUUUAAUGGCAGGUAAAUACCCAAAUGAAAAACCUAUUCGACAUGGUAUCCAGCUUCUUAUAUCACGACAACUGCCAACUGGAGAAUGGAAACAAGAAGAUAUAGAAGGAGUAUUUAGUAAAAAUAUGGCAGUUAACUAUCCAAAUUAUAAAUUUAUUUUUCCUAUUUGGGCGUUGGGCAU